This is a messenger RNA of Phoenix dactylifera (date palm), 1050 nucleotides long. RefSeq lists its product as uncharacterized. Lineage: Eukaryota; Viridiplantae; Streptophyta; Magnoliopsida; Arecales; Arecaceae. The record is from RefSeq and is a predicted model, not a curated record. Gene Ontology annotation, biological process: female meiotic nuclear division; male meiotic nuclear division.
UCCCAAAAGCCUCCUAUUUAAGCACACACCUCCAUGGAGACAGCAUAUGGGAGAGAUAGAGAGCAGCAGCAGGCUUGGUCUAGAGACAUGAUGGCCUUAGACAACUGUUUUCUAUUUCCCUUCCAACCCUCUUUGGACAUUUGGGAUCCACCAACCUUUGGACUUGGCGAUCACCAUGAAUUCAUACCUUUGGCUAUGGAGUCUCCACUGUCCUCAGAGGCCUCCACUGGGUACUUACAAGAUGCAGUGGCCGACUGGAGUGAUCGGUGCAAGCGGAGACGAACGGCUUCAAAUGGUCAUGACGAUCCGAUCUCGACGACUAAAGACCUCCAAGAUCUUCUUCAAGGGUUCUGGGAUUCAAAUUGCCAUGUAGAUCCCUUGGACGAUUUGAAUUACAUGUUUCAAGAUAACAGUACUGUCUCCGAAGAUCCGCUGAACUUACUCAUGCCUAUGAAAGGCCCCAGCACGCUGCAGGAAGCUAAUGCAUCGCCACACCAACAAGAGCCCCUCCCUUCUCUUUCCUCCCUGGAGAAACCCUUGUCUGAAGAUCCAAGUGGAAAACUUACCCAUGAGUCAAAAGACUCCGAGGCUUCUCAUCCUUCCCCUACAGUAAUCAAAAGUUUCUCUCCCAAAGAAACCGAGAUCCGGCAUGGUGCAAGGAAGAAGAAGAAGGCAGUGGGGGUGGUUUAUCCCUUUGUAGUGGUGAAGCCUGGAGGACUGGAGGGGGACGUGACUCUUGACGAUAUCAAUGCAAGGCUCCUCAUGCGCCCAGCCAGGCCUGUUCACCACCCUGUGGGGGAGUACGCCUGCGGUCCAUGCGUGUCGCCGGACGGACCAGGACUUUCCGGGAAGGCAGUCGUGAGCCUCACAAGGAUCCACACUCAGGGGAGCGGAACUAUCACUAUCAUAAGAACAAGAGGGUGAAGGCUUUAAGCCUUGCUCUGGGUACAAUAUGAGACUAGCUCGAUGUGUAUGUAUAGAUGUUGCAUCCAUGUAAAUGUAACGUUUCCAGUGGUAAUGAUAUAUAUUAGCUUUGUGGUAAUAAAUAUU